AUGUCAUCACUCUUUGGAAACACCAAUAAUAAUAAUACAAAUACAGGAAGCAGCGGUUUAUUUGGUACAAACAGCAAUGCCCUCCCGCAAUCCUCAUUAUUCUCAAACUCAGCCACGUCUCAACCUGCCAGUUCGGUCUUUAAAUUUCCAUCUCUAAGCACAACACAACAACAGAAACCAAGUCUUUUCACCCCCUCAUCCCAGCAAGCUUCUGCGCAAUCAACCUCAUCCGAUCUGUUUGGAUCCCAAAUUAAAAAUGCCCCAUCAACUCUUGCCCCUACCUCGAAUUUAUUUAAUUCUUCAACCUUACCUGCAAACAACACACAACCUCUUCUCAACAAUUCUACAGUAAUAAGUGGUGGCUUAAAUGCUCCUAACCAGACUCAGAACACUGCCUAUUUUGACUCAAUCCUUGACAAAAGUCGGAAGCGUACAUAUGUCGAGCCUUCCUCCGAUGACCUUCCGCAGCUCCAGCUUGGAUUGGGUGACCUCAGACAGCGUAUCAAGCGACUAGGCACAGGUAUUGAACCGAACCGAAGCGCUGAAGCACAUUAUCUACUCGCUGCUUCUGGAAUAAAACCUGGUGAGGCCAUUCGUGAUCUCAAUAACUUUGCAUCUGCGACGGGAUAUAAUCAACGAUCGCAACCCUCAGCACAGCCAGAUACGGAUAUAGAGACUUAUUUAAUGAACUUGCAGACGCAGACGACUCUGAGUAUGAUCCAGGAUGGGCUCGCUAGGUCAGUCAGAGACUUUAAUAAUUUUCUUGAAGAUAAUGUAACUAUGGAAUGGAAUAUGCAAAAGAAGAGAAUAUUUGAGCACUUCGGAAUUAGACAAAAAGAAGACACAAUUCCUGACGAAAGCAUCGGCGGAAAAGGGGGGUCACAGGGAACAUUUGUGCAAUCGAGGAGAAAUAAACCUACUGGUUUGGCCGGGUCUCAGAUUCGUGGCGGAGAUAGUGUUUUUGGUCGAAAAAGUAUGUUUGAGUCGGUAAUAGGUACCGCUGGUCCUGUAGGAAGUGGGCAUCGACCUGUAUUCCAAGAUGUAGAGAAGCAAAUGGAGGCCAACAAUAUCGUGCCUCUAGCGCCACACGAUCGCUUAAAACGAGAUAAGCAGAUAAGGUACGCCGAAAAGGUGACGGAUCUCAAUAUCGCUAGGAUUCAGAAAUACCCUUACCCUCUAUGCACCGAAUUUAUCAGUGUGGUCGAAGCAUCAUCAGAAAAUCAUGGGCCAGACCUAAUUAAGGCAUACAAGGCUUUGAUUGAAAUAGCUGGUGAAAAUCCGUCUGUCAAAUCUCUCGGCGAUCCAAGAGCAGUAGGAGAAAGACAUUUUUCUACCACAUAUCUCGAAGAGUCCAGCACAAAGCAGAAAAUUCUCUUGAAGAAAAAAAUUAUUCGGGGCGGCUCAAGAUGUCUGGAAAAACUAGCUUUUAAACUUAUGGAAGAAACCAUCACAAAGAAUCCCCGAGAAGCAAGUCUUGGCGGGAUUCCAGAUGUUAUCAACAAAGUCAAGGCUUAUGUCAGGUUACAAGCAUCACGUAAGAAUUUGGCCGGAGAUAACACUGACCUACAGAUGCUCGGUGAUGAUUAUGUAUGGGCCCUCAUAUACUCUCUCUUACGAACCGGACAUAUAAAAGAGGCCGACCAAUAUGUCAAAUCAAAUGUAGCAGCUUUUCGAGCAAUUGACCGAAAUUUCGCUUCUUAUAUUCACGCAUAUGCCUCUGAUCCUGAUCGGAGGCUUCCGAGCGACUUGCAAAUACGUAUCAAUGGUGAGUACAACCAAAGGCUUCGGAUCGCUCCAGGAAAUUCGAUCGAUCCCUACAGGAUGGUGUGCUACAAGAUUGUUGGCCGGUGUGACCUGAAACAACGUCAUCUUGAAAAUAUUCCACAAUCUGUUGAAGACUUUGCUUGGGUUCAAGUUGUUCUUGCGCGAGAAAUUAAUCGGGUUGAUGCCGUAGCUAGUGAGAUAUACGGCCUAGCUGAAGCUCAAAAUAUGGUCAAGGAAAUAGGACAUCGUUUUUUUUCAAAAGGUGGCGCGGAGAUAGGAAGUUCUUUUGGUGCAUUUGUUUUCCUUCAGAUUGCUGUUGGAUUGUUUGAAGAAGCAGUCUCUUAUCUAUACUCAUAUAACUAUGUUGAUGGCGUUCAUCUUGCCAUUGCCCUGGAAUUCUACGGACUACUCAGAGCUGCAGAUCCUUCUACUUCAGAAGCCAACUUAUUGAGCUUGACUAUUCGAAACCAGGCGCAAAUAAGCUUUGGUCCGAUGUUGGCCCUCUACACUCGAGACUUUAGAACAGCAAACGUUUCAGCUGCGGUAGACUAUAUUGUCCUAAUGUGCCUAAAUAAAGAUAUUCCUGGUGGUAAUGGUCGCAACCAACUCGCUCUCUGUCAUGAAGCCCUGCGAGAACUAAUUCUAGAAAGUAGAGAAUUUGCAAAUCUUCUUGGCGACAUGCGCAGCGAUGGACAGCGGGUAAAAGGAAUUAUCGAGGAACGAACUGAGCUCAUAGAUCUAGAGGAAGCUGGCGAUUUUUUCCGUACAAUAACUUUACAGGCUGCAAGUCAAGCUGACGAUAAUGGACGCGUAACCGAUGCUAUUCUACUCUAUCAUCUUGCUGAGGAAUAUGAUAGCGUGAUAAGCACACUGAAUCGUGCCCUCGCCCAGGCUGUUAGUACACCUCUCGGUCAAACUUAUGAACGACUUGAUCCCGUUAAACAGCGCACCAACUUGCCUGAAGAAUCUUCACAGCCAAUUUCCACCUUCAGCCUAUCUGCAAGCGAUGACCCCAUGGAAAUGGCCAGAACGAUCCUUGUAAUAUAUGGUGCCAACAGAAUGUUUAUUGAGAUGGUGAAGCCUGUGAAUAUCGAGGCAUGUGGGAAACUACAAAUGAUACAAAAGGCUAAGAAUUGUGUUGAAAACGAGCAAUGGAGUCUGGCCCUUGACAUAAUGAAUGACUUGGCCAUCAUUCCUCUAUCAGCAAAUGGCGAUGCGAACGCCAUCCGUGCCCUAGCGAAUGCCUUUACAUCUCUUGCUCAACCACUAGCAGCGACUGUUCCGCAUCUUCUCAUGUGGAGUAUUUUAUGCAGCAAUAAACAAAGAGAAAUUUUAGCUGCCAGUCUUUACGGCGGGAAUGAGGGCACUAGAUUGCAAAUGGUGGAGCAAAUGAGACAAAUUAACAUGGAUCUAAUGACAUUUGUCGGCCAGUUGAGGUAUCGCCUCCCAGCUAGUUUGCAUGAGGCAUUAGCAAGAUCGCAGGGGAUAUAG
Messenger RNA from Blumeria graminis f. sp. triticale, 3255 nucleotides. The record is from the annotation of a GenBank genome assembly. NCBI's taxonomy places the organism in Eukaryota, Fungi, Ascomycota, Leotiomycetes, Helotiales, Erysiphaceae.